Molecule: messenger RNA, 1362 nt
Organism: Microplitis demolitor
Lineage: Eukaryota; Metazoa; Arthropoda; Insecta; Hymenoptera; Braconidae
Product: trypsin-1-like
Exons: 6
Coding region: 161-1306 (381 amino acids)
Biological process (GO): proteolysis
Molecular function (GO): serine-type endopeptidase activity
Source: RefSeq, a predicted model, not a curated record
UGAUCGAAUUUUAUGUCAAAUUUAUUUAAUUAUUUAUUAAACACUAAUUCAGUAGUGUUUAUGAAUCAUUAGAAAUUUGAAUACAUUUUUAUUUUUUUUUUUUCGAUUGAUAGAUGAGUAUAUAAAUAUAUGUAUAUAUAUUUAUAUAUAUAUAUAUAUAAUGAAAUAUAUCGUGGUAAAUUUACUGCUCAGUGUGUGUGUAAUUAAUUCGAGUAUUAAUUCAAAAGUGCCGGCAAUAUUAUCUAAUUAUUCAAAUUUAAAUUCGCAUAAUACCAGAGUGAAUAAGGAUGAGGAUAAGGAUAAGGAUAAUAGUAAUAGUGUGCUGAGGAUUAUGUUUGCUCAGGGAUUUAAUAAAUCACCUAGUGACCUUGUUGAUCUAGGACUCGUCAAUUCCAAGGAAAAUAAAAUUAAUAUGCCAAAGCCUGGUAGAUUAUUAGAAAGGAAUAAUGAUGAUAGUGAUGAUAAUAAUGAUAAUACAGAAAAAGCUUUUGGUGAAUGGAUACACAAUAUCGUCGGUAGUUCGACCACUGUCGCAAAUAUUCCUGAAGAUUGUCCUAAAUGCUUAUGUGGAACAUCAAAUAUACCAAAUAGAAUAGUAGGAGGUCAAGAUGCAAAACUAUAUCAAUAUCCAUGGAUGUCAUAUUUAACUUACCAUGGACGCUUUUACUGUGCAGCCACCAUAAUAAGUAGCAAAUAUAUGCUAACUGCUGCACAUUGUGUUGACCGAUUUGAUAAAUCGAAAAUAAAAGUUCAUACAGGAGCGUAUGAUCGUAACAAUGCGUCAUCACAAUUGGUAGAGUACAAAAUAUUGAGUGUAAUAAAACAUAGCGGAUACUCGAUCACGAACUACAACAAUGAUCUGGCGUUAAUCAAAAUAAAUGGUGUAAUAAAGUUCGAUGGCCCUAUGAAGCCGGUGUGUUUACCAGAACGUGGGAGUACUUUUACUGGUAAAAAUGCAACUGUCACUGGCUGGGGCGCCAUUGAAGAAUCUGGCCCACUUUCUUCUACUUUGCAAGAAGUCCUAGUGCCCAUUAUGAGUAAUAAUGAAUGUCGAACGACUAAAUACCCCCCGAAACGUAUCACUGAUAAUAUGUUGUGUGCUGGUUAUAUUGACGGAGGCAAAGAUUCUUGUCAGGGAGAUAGUGGUGGACCUUUACAUGUUGUUGAAGAUAAAACUUAUAAAAUUGUAGGAAUAGUAUCGUGGGGUGAGGGCUGCGCUCUUCCAGGUUAUCCAGGAGUUUACACACGAGUAAAUCGAUAUAUUUCUUGGAUUGAAAGAAAUACAAAAGACUCAUGUUUUUGUUGAAAAAUAAAUUAUUUAAUAUUAAAUUUUAGUAUUGAAAAUUUUUAUUUAUUUAUUUA